Molecule: messenger RNA, 2085 nt
Organism: Eptesicus fuscus (big brown bat)
Lineage: Eukaryota; Metazoa; Chordata; Mammalia; Chiroptera; Vespertilionidae
Gene: TARDBP
Product: TAR DNA binding protein
Exons: 8
Coding region: 137-1045 (302 amino acids)
Biological process (GO): regulation of gene expression
Cellular component (GO): nucleoplasm
Molecular function (GO): RNA binding
Source: RefSeq, a predicted model, not a curated record
GACGGCCGUCGGGCGGAGGAGGCGGCCCCAGCGCCAUUUUGUGGGAGCGAAGCGGUCGCUGGGCUGCUCCUGGAUCCCCGGCUGCUUGACUCUCCCUGUCGGGCCUCCUGUCAGCGGCCUAGCGGAAAAACAGAAGAUGUCGGAAUAUAUUCGGGUAACGGAAGAUGAGAAUGAUGAGCCCAUUGAAAUACCCUCAGAAGACGAUGGGACAGUGCUGCUGUCCACAGUCACAGCCCAGUUUCCAGGGGCCUGUGGGCUGCGCUACCGCAACCCGGUGUCCCAGUGCAUGCGAGGUGUCCGGCUGGUGGAAGGAAUUCUGCAUGCCCCGGAUGCUGGCUGGGGAAACCUGGUGUAUGUUGUCAACUACCCCAAAGAUAACAAAAGGAAAAUGGAUGAAACAGAUGCUUCAUCAGCAGUGAAAGUGAAAAGAGCCGUCCAGAAAACAUCUGAUUUAAUAGUGUUGGGUCUGCCGUGGAAAACAACUGAGCAGGAUCUAAAAGAAUACUUUAGUACCUUUGGAGAAGUUCUUAUGGUUCAGGUCAAGAAAGAUAUUAAAACUGGUCAUUCAAAAGGGUUUGGGUUUGUUCGAUUUACGGAAUAUGAAACCCAGGUGAAAGUAAUGUCACAGAGACAUAUGAUAGAUGGACGAUGGUGUGACUGUAAACUUCCUAAUUCUAAGCAAAGCCCAGACGAGCCUCUGAGAAGCAGAAAGGUGUUUGUUGGGCGUUGUACAGAGGACAUGACCGCUGAUGAGCUACGGCAGUUCUUCUGCCAGUACGGAGAAGUGGUAGAUGUCUUCAUUCCCAAACCAUUCAGGGCUUUUGCCUUUGUUACAUUUGCAGAUGAUCAGGUGGCCCAGUCUCUUUGUGGAGAGGACUUGAUCAUUAAAGGAAUCAGCGUACAUAUAUCCAAUGCUGAACCUAAGCACAAUAGCAAUAGACAGUUAGAAAGAAGUGGAAGAUUUGGUGGUAAUCCAGGAAUACUUCUGUCUACAUGCUUUCUCAUUCAAGAUUUCGUCAUCACACUGCACAGGCUGCGUCUUUGACGCCCUGAAUGCAAAGAAUUCAUAGCAGUUAAUUCCCCUUUUUUGACCCUUUUGAGAUGGAACUUUCAUAAAGUUUCUUGGCAAUAGUUUAUUUUGCUUCAAAUAAACUUAUUUGAAAAGUUGUCUCAAGUCAAAUGGAUUCAUCACCUGUCAUGCAUUGACACCUGAUACCCAGACUUAAUUGCUAUUUGUUCUUGCAUUGUCCAAAGUGAAAAGUUGUUUUGUUUUUCUUUUUAAACCUAGUUUUUAAUAAGUCUGGGUGAGCGCACCUAAAAUGGUAAGCAGUACCCUCCAGCUUUUCCUUAGUGCCUCUGUGCAUUUGGGUGAUGUUCUAUUUACAUGGCCUGUAUAAAUCUCCAUUGGAAAAUCAUGCCUCCUAAAAAUCUUAUUUGGGGGGAGUGGGCAAAACAGUGUUAAUUCUUUUUAAAUGCUUUGUAGCAAAGUAUAUCAAUUGAAAGGGAAUAUUAGCACCUUUUUAGUUUGGUAUUUGAAAAGUGGAAUUAAUUGCAAUGGGGAUAAAAGUAGAAGAAACCACAAAUUAUCUUGUGCCUGAAAUCCAUUAAGAAGCUUGAUAGCUUUAAGAACUAUCAGGGUGUGGUGGGUUGUCUGUGAAAGUGUUAAGUGAAAUGGGCUUUGUCUUCCCAAGGUGGGGGUAAUGCAGUCAUGCUGAAUAAAAUCGUUUACAAAACUCAGAUUAGACUCUCACGAUGCAUUAAGUAUGUAAAAGCAAUAAUAUAUGGAUUGUUGUGCUUUUUAUGUAACUACUGCUAUGAGAGUUGAGCUUGUUUUCUAAUGGGAGAAUGUAACAGUUCUUGUGUUGAUAGUUUACCUAAAUGCCCUUAUCUAAUUAGAUUUAUGAUAAAUAGGAUUUUUGCAAGUUACAUGUUUUAAACUUUUAUAAGUAAAGUCAUCCUUUAGACUUGUGAUCCCCACAUUGUUUCAUUCAGUUUCCUCUGUAAAAGGAUCUUGCAGUUGUUUAAUUUUUUUUUUCUGCAUCUAAAUUGCAUGAUUUCCAAACCCUGUACCAUCUGAAUUUUGCA